UCGGCCGCGCGGUCCCGCCUCUAGGUCGCCGGCGGGCGGGCAUGCCCAGGUCUCGCUUGCUGACUGAAAUCCCGCCCAGUAGGGAGCGUCAUUCGUUAGGAUUGAAAUGCACGCACGCUGGAGAAAGCAGCAGCCUGCAGUUAACACUCCGCUGGCGAAGGCAGAGUGCCGGGCUGCAUGCAACAGCCCCCGACACGGGGGCCGAUAGCCUUCAAGGAGGGGACACAAUGUGCCGGCCAGCUCUGACCAGGCUGCUGCUCUUUCAUCUGCUCCUGAUCAAGCUACACAUCGCCAAAGGCUCCGCGAAGGAGUGCGAAGAGGAUCAGUUCCAGUGCCGGAACGAGCGGUGCAUCCCUUCCGUUUGGAAAUGCGACGAGGAUGAUGAUUGCGCGGAUAACAGUGACGAAGCAGAUUGCCCCAAGAAGACCUGUGCAGAAACUGAUUUUACCUGCAACAAUGGCCACUGCAUUCCAUCCAGAUGGAAGUGUGAUGGUGAAGAGGAAUGCCCAGAUGGGUCUGAUGAAUCCGAAGCCACAUGCACCAAACAAGUAUGCCUAGCUGAAAAAAUUAGCUGUGGAGAUUCCAGCAACAAAUGCAUUCCUUCUUCAUGGAGGUGUGAUGGAGAAAAAGACUGUGAAAGUGGAACUGAUGAGGCUGGAUGUACUAAUGUCUGUUCUCCUAGCGAGUUCCAGUGCAGCAACAAGUCCUGCAUAGCAACAAUCUUUGUCUGUGAUGGUGAUGAUGACUGUGGCGAUGGCAGUGAUGAGAGGAAGUGCCCGCCCCUCACCUGCAACCCCAACGAGUUUCAGUGCAAUAACAGUCUGUGUAUCCCGGAGAUGUGGGUCUGUGACAACCAGCCUGAUUGUGAGGACCGGUCAGAUGAGUCGAUGGAGCAAUGUGGCUACAAAGUGAAGCCACAAGCCAUGAGCACCUGUGCAGCUCAUGAGUUCCAGUGCGGCAAUGGAGAAUGCAUCCAUCUGAACUGGAAAUGUGAUGGAGAUGAGGACUGCAAAGACAAGUCAGAUGAACAAGAUUGUCCUCUGGUGACCUGCAGUCCUGAUGAGUUCCAGUGCGGCGAUGGGACCUGUAUCCACGGAGCCAAACAGUGCAAUAAAGUGCAUGACUGCCCUGACAACAGUGAUGAAGCUGGUUGCAUUAAUGAAGCGGCGUGCGAGAAUCCCACCAAGUUUCAGUGUAAGAGUGGAGAGUGCAUAGAGGAAAUCAAGGUGUGCGAUUCACACAGGGACUGCAGGGACUGGUCUGAUGAGCCUCUAAAAGCAUGUGGCGUGAAUGAAUGUGCACUCAACAAUGGUGGUUGCUCCCACAUAUGCAAAGACUUGAAGAUUGGCUAUGAAUGCGAGUGUCCUUCUGGGUACAAGCUUCUGGACAAGAAAACAUGUGGAGACAUUGAUGAAUGUGAGAAUCCUGAUGCUUGUAGCCAGAUCUGCAUCAAUUACAAGGGGGACUAUAAAUGUGAAUGCUAUGAGGGCUAUGAGAUGGACACCCUAUCCAAAAACUGCAAAGCAGUAGGGAAAAGCCCGUACCUGGUUUUCACAAAUCGUCAUGAAGUACGCAAGAUUGACUUGGUGAAAAGGGACUACUCUCGCAUCAUCCCCAUGCUGAAGAAUGUGGUUGCUUUGGAUGUAGAGGUGGCAACGAACAGGAUAUACUGGUGUGAUUUAUUCUACAGGAAAAUAUACAGCGCCUACAUAGACAAAGCCAGUGACACAGCGGAGCAAAUGGUCCUAAUUGACAGCCACCUGAACUCGCCUGAAGGUCUGGCAAUGGAUUGGGUUCACAAGAACAUCUACUGGACGGAUUCAGGAAACAAGACCAUUUCUGUGGCCACAGCUGAUGGGAGUAAGAGGAGGACACUUUUCAGUACUAACUUAAGCGAGCCCAGAGCCAUUGCAGUGGAUCCGACACGGGGAUUCAUGUAUUGGUCCGACUGGGGUGACAUAGCAAAAAUUGAGAAAUCUGGCUUGAAUGGUAUGGAUCGGCAAGUGCUUGUGACAGACAACAUUGAAUGGCCCAAUGGCAUCACACUAGAUUUGUUGAAUCAGCGCCUCUACUGGGUAGACUCCAAGUUGCACUUGCUUUCAAGUGUAGAUUUCAGUGGCAGCAACAGGAAAGUUCUCAUCUCUUCUGUGGAUGACCUCAGCCAUCCGUUUGGAUUAGCGGUCUUUGAGGACAGGGUAUUCUGGACUGAUUUGGAAAAUGAAGCAAUCUUCAGUGCCAAUAGGCUGAAUGGUCUGGAUGUCUCCGUUUUAGCUGAGAACCUCAAUAACCCCCAUGAUAUUGUAGUCUUUCAUGAACUGAAGCAACCUAAAGCUCCAGAUGCUUGUGAGCUGAAUUCUCUGCCAAAUGGAGGCUGUGAAUACCUUUGUCUUCCUGCACCCCAAAUCUCUCCACAUUCCCCAAAGUAUACUUGUGCUUGUCCUGACAAUGUGUGGCUGGGUCCUGACAUGAAAAAGUGCUAUAAAGAGCUUCCAACUACCUCAACUAAUGUGCCUGUUACUACUGCUGCAACUCACUUGUCCAAUUUUACUGCCAUGACUACUGUCGUUAUGACUACCACCACAGCUACCACCAUCAUUAUGACUGGCAACAACAGCAAUAUUAGUGCAGAAGGCCAAGAAACCACAUCACGUGUCUUUCUUGGCACUACAAGCCUUCAUUCACCCACAGCCACGUCCAGCCUGGCGAACUCUAAGAUAAUAACAACAGGAAACAGCAAUCUCCCCCAGCACUAUGCUAACAAUGGGCAAAGUUUUGGAUCAACUGUGAUGGCCGCCAUUAUAGGAAUUGUUGUUCCUGUUGUGGUGAUUGGUUUGUUGUGCAUGGGAGGAUAUCUCAUCUGGAGAAACUGGAAACGGAAAAAUACAAAAAGCAUGAACUUUGAUAAUCCUGUGUACAGGAAAACUACUGAAGAUGAAGAUGAAGAUGAAAUCCAUAUUGGGAGAACAGCACAGAUUGGGCAUGUGUAUCCAGCACGUGUAGCAUUAAGUCUAGAAGAUGAUGGGUUACCAUGAGGACUGCACCUACCCCAAUCUUACAGCCGGUGGAUCAAUAGAUAUGCACUAAACACAUCUGCUGUGGAUCAUGGCAUCAACCUUUUAUCUCCUUCUCCUUUUUAAUUAUUAUUUAUGUUGCAGAAGGGUAAUCACAAAGUAGUAAUGAACUGCAAACAUCCAAAGGAUGUGAACGUUUUGUAUGUAUAAUCUUUUAUACACCUUUUUAACUUCUUGCACUAUCCAUCCAUAAUAGUGAGGAGGCUGCUCUACUGCUGAGCUACUAACUCGGUGUAUACAACCAGCCAGACCCAAGGGUCGGUAGCGUACAUGUCAUUUUUAAAAAUUAUAUUUAUAGAAGUUUUGUAAAUAUGUCAAACAUACUUUGUGGCUAUCCAUCAACAAAAGAAAGGAAGAAAGAGGUCUAUACAAGCUGUUUAGGAUAUUUAUUAACAAAUUCUGGAUAUAAGAUCUGUUCUGUACAUACUCUUAGAGGAUGAGAGUAUUUAUUUUUUGUAUGCUUGGCUCGCUGUCCAUAGAUUAUCUGUGUAUAUACCUAUCUAGGCUGGAUGGGUAUAUAGACAUAUACAUAUAUAAAUAAAUAAAUAUAUAUAUAUAUAUA
This is a messenger RNA of Rhineura floridana, 3633 nucleotides long. It is a transcript of the gene LRP8, whose product is annotated as LDL receptor related protein 8. NCBI's taxonomy places the organism in Eukaryota, Metazoa, Chordata, Lepidosauria, Squamata, Rhineuridae. The transcript is spliced from 19 exons. Gene Ontology annotation, molecular function: calcium ion binding; protein binding. The coding region runs from base 42 to 3032 and encodes 996 amino acids. The record is from RefSeq and is a predicted model, not a curated record.